Glycine soja is the source of this 1329-nucleotide messenger RNA. Its product is annotated as putative RING-H2 finger protein ATL21A. The record is from RefSeq and is a predicted model, not a curated record. Gene Ontology annotation, molecular function: zinc ion binding; polysaccharide binding. The transcript is spliced from 2 exons. Lineage: Eukaryota; Viridiplantae; Streptophyta; Magnoliopsida; Fabales; Fabaceae. The coding region runs from base 42 to 1178 and encodes 378 amino acids.
UCAGAUCCCUUUCUACCUCAGACUUGUACAUCUGAAAAACAAUGGGCAUCUUAGAAGUCCUUUUUCCCUUCUUCGUCUUUCCUGUCAUAUAUGCUGCCUCAAAUGAUUGCCAAUUUUCUCUCUGUGGCAACAAUAGUAUCCUUAUUCGUUUCCCCUUUCAACUAGAAGGUGAUCGAAAUCCUUAUUGUGGCUAUCCUGGUUUCAACUUAACUUGUACGAAUAGUAGCAAAACAGUGCUAAAAUUUCCAUACUCUCGUGGCGCAUUCUAUGUGCGCAGCAUCAACUACCUCACACAAAAGAUACAAGUCUACGACCCUGAUGAUUGCCUACCCAAACGUCUUCUGAGCCUCAAUAUCUCAGGUUCUCCUUUUAUCCCCACUUUUACUCGUGACUACACCUUCUUAAGCUGUCCAUUUCAGAACGCAGGGUCACAAUUCAUUCCCAUAGACUGCCUCAGUAAUUCCACAAGUUUUGUAUCAGCUAUCCCUACACUGAGCUUGAUCAAUCCAUUGAAUGAGUCUUGCUAUGUUAUUACAAGGGUUUCAGUCCCAGUUUCAGGGCCAGAGCAGCAGUAUGAGAAGAAUUUCAGAGAUGAGCUUAUUGAAGAUCUUCGAUUAACGUGGGAUACACCUGACUGCAAAUAUUGCGAAUCGCGACAGCAAUUGUGUGGGUUUGAUCCAAAUAACAACGGUCAACUCUUCUGCUUCUCUGGUUACCAAACAGGUACUUCAAGACGUGGAACCCAAGUUUUCAGAAUCAUCACACUGUGCAUAGCUGGACCAGCAGCGGUCUUUGCAAUUGUGAUGGCAUGUUGUGUGUGCUACAAGGACAGACUAGCCAACAUUCGUAACAGUGCCAUUACAAGGUCUGCACCUGCAGCUACAAUAUCGCCGGAGCCACAAAUCACGACCACGGGUCUGGACGAGUCCACCAUCGAGUCUUACGAGAAGGUGGUGCUCGGAGAGAGUCGACGAGUUCCGGGACCCAACAACAAUGGAUGCUGUUGGAUAUGCUUGUCGGAGUACAACAGCAAAGAGACCAUAAGACUGAUUCCUGAAUGCAAACACUGCUUCCAUGCAGACUGCAUAGACGAGUGGCUUCGAAUAAACACCACAUGCCCAGUUUGCCGCAACUCUCCCUCCCCUUCUCCUAUUCAUGUUACGUCCAUUGACCCUUAAGUCAUCAAGGAUAAUUUCCUUUGGCAAAUCAUGUUCUAAGUACACUAGAUAUGUAUAUACAUUCAAUGUGAGACUUCAAACAAAACAAAAAAUGUGUAAGCUAAUUAUGAUUACGAGGAAACUUGUUUGAUUAAGUUUUUAGUCCUGACUA